This is a messenger RNA of Trichoplax adhaerens, 1665 nucleotides long. RefSeq lists its product as uncharacterized. Bases 1 to 1665 code for a protein of 554 amino acids. Lineage: Eukaryota; Metazoa; Placozoa; Uniplacotomia; Trichoplacea; Trichoplacidae. Gene Ontology annotation, molecular function: GTP binding; GTPase activity. Gene Ontology annotation, biological process: protein homooligomerization; endoplasmic reticulum organization. The transcript has 13 exons. The record is from RefSeq and is a predicted model, not a curated record.
AUGGUUAACGAAAGCCUCGAAUCGAAGGAGAAUAACGACCAGGCUGGUAAAACAGUGCAAAUUAAUGGCAAUGGUCAUGAGAAAAAUCAUGAUGCUGAAGAUAACGGUCAUCAUGGCAAGCCGGUACAAAUUGUCAUAAGUGAAUCCGAACACAGUUUUCGCUUAAAUGAGACUGCUCUUGAAAAUAUACUACUCCAAAGCGACAUUCAAAAUAAGAAAGUAGUUGUGAUAUCCGUUGCAGGAGCCUAUCGGAAAGGCAAAUCGUUUUUACUGGAUUUCUUCCUCAGAUACUUAGAAAGAAAUAAUGAUAAAACGACUGACGACUGGCUAGGUAAGGACGAUGAGGUUCUUACUGGCUUUCCUUGGCGAGGUGGUUCUCAACGUGAAACUACUGGUAUAUUAUUAUGGGAUAAACCAUUUCUGUGCGAAUUACCCGACGGAGAAGAAGUUGUUGUAUUGAUAAUGGAUACACAGGGUGCAUUUGAUAAACAAUCUACGAUUAAGGAUUGUGCAGUUAUUUUUGCCCUAAGCACGAUGAUAAGUUCGGUCCAGAUCUAUAACAUUUCACAAAAUAUCCAGGAAGACCAUCUACAACACUUACAGAUAUUUACGGAGUACGGACGUGUAGCUUUAGAAGAUAAUAACUGUAAACCAUUUCAGGUCUUGCAAUUUCUGGUAAGGGACUGGAGUUACCCUUACGAGUAUCCAUAUGGCGAAAAAGGUGGUGCAGAUUUAUUAAAGGAAAGAUUAGAGAUAUCACCUGAGCAACAUGAAGAAUUACGACAGCUUCGGCAGCAUAUUCACUCGUGCUAUGAACAACUGAAUUGCUUCUUAAUGCCUCAUCCUGGAUUUGUUGUCUCAACAAAUCCAAAUUUUAAGGGUCGUUUAUCAGAUAUCCAGCCUGAGUUCCGAGAUUGUGUAAAAUCACUAGUGGGUUCAAUUCUUGCUCCUGAAAACUUGAUCGUUAAGAAGAUCAGCGGAUGUAAACUUACAUGUAAAGAUCUUCUAAACUACUUUAAGGCAUAUAUGGAAAUUUAUCAGGGCGAUGGCCUCCCUGAUCCCAAAUCCAUGUUCCAGGCAACCGCAGAGGCUAGUAAUGUAACUGCCUAUGGUAAAGCCAAAGAAUACUAUUCGAAAGAAAUGGAUAAGAUUUGCGGCCCAAGCUCUCCUUUUAUGAAGUUAGAAAUACUUAAAAGUAAGCAUGAAGAUAUUAAAGUGGAAUCUAUAAAGCAAUUUAAAACCGUACGAAAGAUGGGUGGAGAUGCUUAUAGUCAAAAGUAUUUAGAAAAAUUAACCAAAGAAAUUGAUGAGGCUUUCGAAAGAUAUGAAGUAGAAAAUGAAAGUAAAAAUGUUCUGAACAUCUUUCGCACACCGAUAACGUUAGCGGUGAUGAUGGUAGUUCUAUACCUAUUAUCCGGAAUACUGGAAUUUGCCGCGUUAAGGAUGCUAUCGAACUUAGUUGAUUUAUGCACAACCUUAGUCUUUUUCGCUAUCAGUUUAUGGUCUUACAUAAGAUAUACUGGUAAAUAUACCGCAGUUGGUGGAAAAAUUGAUGACGUUGCUAAUGCUAUUUGGGAACAAGCUCUUGAAAGUGUUAUGACAUUUUUGGCCCAGAAAAGUACAGAGGCUUUAACAAAGAACAUUCAAACGAAAAAAAAUCAAUAG